Molecule: messenger RNA, 1065 nt
Organism: Caenorhabditis remanei
Lineage: Eukaryota; Metazoa; Nematoda; Chromadorea; Rhabditida; Rhabditidae
Exons: 3
Coding region: 1-1065 (354 amino acids)
Molecular function (GO): protein binding
Source: RefSeq, a predicted model, not a curated record
AUGACCCUUCCUCUGAUCAACCUACCAAGAAAUGUUAUUCGUCUUGUUACCCAAAUGAUGACCAGCAAUGAAUUAUACAACCUGUGGUCCCUUUCCAAAAAGACAAAGAAAACGGUGAAACCAUUGUAUCCGAGGCACACACAUGUUCAGCGCAUUUUGAAUAAUGAACUAGUUUUAUUCAAAAUGUCAUCAAAGGAAGCGUACUUCAAAAGGAAUUUGAACAGACGAACUGAGACACUCACAUUCACGUAUCCUCCUGCAAUGAUGAUAUCUCGGUUCCCUCUUUUCAACCUACCCGAUAAGGUUAUACGUCAUGUGAUUAAAUCAAUGAACUAUGAUGAAAUCGAAUUAGCCAACUACUGGAUAAGUAAAGGACUGAGUAUCAAAAAAUGGUUAGAUCACACUAAGACAGUAUUUCAUUUCUCGAAAAUUGAUAUACGGUUUGGCGAGGACUCAACAACAUUUGAUAUUAAUGAGAUCCGUGAUACAUUCAACAAUUGCUAUGAAAUUUGGAUUAGUGACGAUAGUAGUUCAGAGGCUCAUGUGAUGUCUAUACUGAAAAACUUUUCAACCGAAAUUCUGUCGCUGAGUAAUGAUUUAUUUGAAAGCGGGAAGCCCCCAAACGAGGUAUUGAUUCAGAACUACGACGAACUGGCAAUUGAGCCAAGCCUUCCGUCUACAAUCACAUUGGACGACUUGCUAAUGAUGAAUAGUCGAUAUAUCGAAGUAUCAGAAUUGGUUAUAACCGAAAAAGAUGUCAACCGAUUCAUUAAGCAUUGGACAAAAGGAUCGAAUCCUAGAAUGGAACGAAUUUGCAUCAGUUUCAAGGAUUAUAGACCCACUGAUAAAGAUCUCGUUCUAAGGGACUUGAGUUACGUGAAAUUCCCCGCUGACCAGAAGAGAUAUUUCAAACAUAACAAAUGCUGGUAUAGAGUUGAAACCGUUUAUGGAGGAGUCGACAUUUGGAGACGUGAUGGGACCUUAGCUACUAUCACAUUUGGAGAGGUUUCAGAUGUGUUCAGUAUGUUUGUAUGGCAUCCACAUUGUGUGACUGAUCGGAAUUAA